Hippocampus comes (tiger tail seahorse) is the source of this 4132-nucleotide messenger RNA. RefSeq names its product leptin receptor-like. Gene Ontology annotation, molecular function: cytokine receptor activity; protein binding. Gene Ontology annotation, biological process: hemopoiesis; positive regulation of receptor signaling pathway via JAK-STAT; cytokine-mediated signaling pathway. The record is from RefSeq and is a predicted model, not a curated record. Lineage: Eukaryota; Metazoa; Chordata; Actinopteri; Syngnathiformes; Syngnathidae. Gene Ontology annotation, cellular component: external side of plasma membrane. The transcript is spliced from 19 exons. Bases 257 to 3340 code for a protein of 1027 amino acids.
UGCUUCACUCAGCUCUGUUACCAAUCGAGACGAGGGCGCGAGUGGAGUAAUAGUAACAGCUUAGCAACCGUCAACACUAAACUCCAGUAGUUUUUAACGCUUUUAGUGAGGACUUAAAACUUGAGGCGAACUAACCGAACAAGACCAGGAGAGCAACCUGCUGAUAAAUGAAAGAAUCUCAAAUCCCUUUUUCUUGUUCAUGCAGUAAAAGCGAGAAAAAGUCCAGCAAAGCCAUGUCCACACUUUGAAUACAGCAAUGGCUCAAUCAGCGAUGUUGUCUGUCCUCAUCCUUGUUUUGCUGAUACUCACUGGAACUCUGUGCUUGAAGCCUGAGGAAAGAGCAGGACUCCUUUCAGGUGUGCUGGACUUGCCGUGGCAGGACCAAGUGUGCUAUGACUCAACUUCAGCGCAGGAGGGGGAGGGGAGCAGCACGCCGACACCUGAGAGAAUCCGUUCUGGAUCAAUGCUCUCACAACACCCUUACUGCUACUUAAGGAGCAUUUCAACUGGAUCAAGUCUUAACAAAGCCUCUGGCGGCACCUGUUUGAACAUCCUGUGCAGGAUUGACGAAAACUGGGAAACUUUGACGUGUGAUUUGGGGGUUCCCAGACUUCCUUCAGCCAGGCUGAACUCUGCUGUUGUGGCAGUUAGCCUACAGCGCUUGAUGUUCCACAAAAAUUACCCAUCAGUCGACGACACGAGUAUGGAAUCUUAUGAAUCUGUUGUCUGUGAAACAAAGGAUUCCUCCAGGUGCUCAAUUUCCAUUGGCACUACAAGUUUUGUUUCCAUUGUAUCUGUCAACAUAUCCGGCUGUGAAGCUCGACCGAUUCUGCUCAGCGUACCAGCUCGACCUGUGAAACCCAGAACUCCUUUGAACCUCUCACAUUUCCAAACCAUCAAGCCAGAACUGAUUUUGCAGUGGGAUGAACCAAAAGACUAUGGUUCUGGCCCGUUAAGAUAUGAGGUCCGAUACUCAAAUGACACUCAUUCUUCAUGGCAGGUGGUGUCUACAGGUCUGGAGCGCCGACUGAGUCUGGAUCUGGAGCCCGAAGUCAACUACACCAUGCAGGUUCACUGCUCUGACCUGCGUGAUCCUCCAUUGUGGAGUAACUGGAGUGAACCCUAUCACAUCUACCUUGGCCGGGCCUCGAUUGACAUCAAAUGUGAAACCAGUGGUGACAUUGACGUGAUGGACUGUAGCUGGAACAACACUUGGUGGAUCAAACCCAAAUUCCAAUACGCAUGGACUGACCUACCCUGUGAUGUGAUGGAGGAGAGAGAGAAAAAGGGGGAGGAAGUUGGAGAGCUGGGGCCUGACUGUCUUCCGGUCCGAUCCAAGCAACAAGCCUGCACCAUCCAGGACAUACGGAGGAAUUGCUACAAACUGUGGCUAGAGAUGCUUUCCCAUCAAGGCCCUUUCAGAUCCAAACACAUCUACAUAUCACCUCUAGAUCAUGUAAAGCCUCACAAACCGUCCAAUGUGAAGGCAGUGAAUCUGCAAAGUGGGAUUCUGAGGAUCACGUGGGAACCUCUACCUUUGCAUGUGCAGGGACUCCAGUGUCAGUUCCGUUACCACUCUCCUUCUGCCAUCAAAGCUCAGCCAGAGUGGAAGCUCAGUAAUCCAGUGUGGGUACCGUCAGCGGAGAUUCCGGUUCCAGACAUGUGCCAGGUUUAUGCGGUUCAGGUGAGCUGCAAACCCGCCAACCGCACUGGCUACUGGAGCGACUGGAGCGACUCGGUCUACUCUGUACCCCAAAACAGUCAAGCUCCAGAACAUGGCCCUGAUUUUUGGAGACUUCUUGAAAAUGAUCAGCUCACGAACUCGACAAAUGUUACUCUUCUGAUUACGCCUCUUCCAAAAAUGAGCCGCUCCUACUGCAUCGAUGGAUACAUAGUCCAGCAGCAGACUUCAAAUGGUAUUGUGAAGAGGGAGAAGAUUGAGCUCCUGUCCUCCUACAGCUUUGAGUGGAAGCAAGAUCUCCAAAGUGUGACAGUGGAAGCCUACAACAGUCUGGGGAGUUCCAGAAAAAACAUGAUCAUGACACUGGACAGAAGACCUAAACGCCGGAGCGUGCGUUCUUUCCGCGUGCUGCUUAUCAACGGCACUUGUGUGUCUCUGCAUUGGAGCCUCGUGGACAACAGCUCGACUCCACUCUUCAUGGUGGUGCAGUGGGCACCACAGCGGCAAGAUGGCUUUGAUCUGAGCAAAGCUCACAGUGGGCGCACCUGGGCCAGGCUGCCCUCCACCGAUUGUUCCGUCCACCUAACAGGUGAUUUUUAUGCAUCUGAGGAGUACGGCUUCUACUUGUAUCCUGUGUUUUCGGAGGGCGAGGGCGAGCCUGCCUUCACAAUAGCCACCAGAGGAGACCCUUCUGCCUACAUGACGUUGCUGAUCAUCGCCCUCCUCUCCAUCGUCCUCUUCAUCACCCUGGUCCUCUCCCAAAACCAGAUGAAAAGGUUUGUGUGGAAGGAUGUGCCCAACCCAAAAAAAUGCUCCUGGGCAAAAGGACUCAACUUCAAGAAGGCUGACACUUUCCACGAGCUCUUCCAGUCCUCAGAUAUCCUGCCAGCUUGGCCGCUUCUGCUACCCUCCGAGAACAUUUCCAAAGUGGUCAUCAUGGAAAAGGCUAACAUGUCAGUUCUGAGCGGAGCCUUGGUCCGCAGCCCACUUAUAACCCCAACUCUCGACGCAGUGUCCUGUCCAUUUAUUGAAGUGGACCAAAACGUCAUCCCGUCCUCAAUUCUAGAUUUGGAUAUUUUAACCAAUCCCAGGCCACAGCUUGAUGAGCUGCAGCUCAUUGAUCCCCCACCGAGCGUCCUGGAGAAUUCAGCCCAGUCUUCAGUCGCAUAUGCCGCAGUGCUGCUUACCAACGCUAAGCAGGAGCUACAGUCCAUCCAUCUCUCGGACCGGGACGGCAGCGGCAGCAGCUCCAGCGAUGAGGGCAAUUUCUCUGCCGACAACUCGGACAUUUCUGGCUCUUUCCCCGGUGGCCUGUGGGAGCUGGAGAGCUGCCAUGACCGAGAGGUGGAUGAUCCACGUCGAUCCUGCUCCUACAACUCAGUGGAAGAACUUUCUGAACCAUCCGAUCAAGAAGAUGCAACAGAAGAAAAGGACUUGUACUAUCUCAGCAUGGACUAUCAAGCGGAGAAUGAGGAGGGUGAGGGAGAGGUCAAGCAGAAAGAAGAGCUGCUGAAAAGUGUUACUUUGAGCAGAGAUGGCUGCUCAGUGGAGUCGCACCUUACGCCCACUGAGCUGGUUUCCACAUCCACGUGCGACUUAGCGCCACUCUACAUGCCCCAGUUCAGGACUGCACCGUACAGCAGGCAACUGCCAGAUUGAAAAAGCUCAUGUGGUUGGCGCAAUGUUCCACAUUAGAUUUCACGUAUUGUGAGCUGCAUCAUCACUAAAGACUUGGCAAUCAGGUCCUGCGGACUUAAAUUGACAUUGAAUGUCAAAAAGCUUCAAAUGGUGUGUAACUCUAGAGUGAUGUUCAUCAAUGCUGCUAUUUCUUUGUUCAGUGUGAGGUACUGAUCCUCGCAGUAGAGGUGUAUUUUAUUCUGAUUGGGCCCAAGUUUUGGCUCAGCCAAAAUGCUUCUCUGCAGUCAUGUUACAAUGGUCGCUGAUGAGUGUAUGUGAGCUCAAAUUAUGUCCUGAAUAAAACAUAAUGAGAUUUAAGAGAAUAUUUCAACAGGGAGAAAAGAAUGCUGUCAUUUUAUAGAUUCUGUGGCUGCAACUCUUGUCAGACAGCUUUUACGUGACAGAUGUCAUUUACGUUGUCAUCUUUUGUAAAUAAAACUCGCAUAUAAUACGCAAAGGCCGAAAGAAGAGCUGUGUGAAAACAUCUGCCUUCAUAAAUACAAUCAGAUCAUGAACAUUGUACUGAUUAAGGGUCCAGUGAGCCUAAAUUAGAAAAAAAAAAAAAAAAGAAAAUACUGUAAUAUGGUGAAUAACUGUUGUUGCACAUUGAUAUAUUUUGUCUAUUUUUUCAUGGUGAAUAUAAAUGAUUUGUAAUUAAACUCAUGCAUGUCUUUAUUAAUAGCCCAGUGAGACCAUCUGGCUUAUUGCUUGAUCCCGUCACCCUUCUGGAAAUGAACAUGGCUUUGCACAACAACAGGUUUGUUCAAGUUAGAA